GCGACAACAGGACAGUAAACAAGCUUGAAAACACGUAUCACCGAUUCUGAGUUUAAACACAACGUAAAAAGAGGUUUAUUAUGCCCAAAGUGGUUUCUCGCAGUGUGGUGUGCUCGGACACGCGUGACCGGGAGGAGUAUGAUGACGGAGAGAAACCCCUUCACGUGUAUUACUGUCUAUGCGGCCAGAUGGUGUUGGUUCUGGACUGUCAGAUAGAGAAAUUACCCAUGAGACCUCGGGACAAAGCCAGAGUGAUUGAUGCCGCAAAACACGCCCACAAGUUCUGCAACGUGGAGGAGGAUGAGGCUGUGUACUUGAAAAGGUCAGAGGGCAUUGAAAGACAGUAUCGAAAAAAAUGUGGAAAGUGUGGUUUGCUUUUGUUUUAUCAGCAUCAAAUGAAGAGCACACAAACAACGUUCAUAGUGGACGGAGCUUUGGUGAAGUUUGGCCAGGGAUUUGGCAACACAAGUGUCUACAGUCAGAAACAAGAGACACCCAAGAAAGUCAGAGUUAUGAUGACCAAGCGCACCAAAGACAUGGGAAAGUUCAGCUCUGUUACUGUUUCAACUAUUGAUGAAGAAGAGGAAGAGAUUGAAGCGCGGGAGGUGGCAGACUCUUAUGCCCAGAAUGCCAAAGUGAUUGAGAAACAGCUGGAGAGGAAAGGAAUGAGCAAGAGACGACUUCAGGAGCUGGCGGAACUUGAGGCCAAGAAAGCCAAGAUGAAGGGAACUCUCAUCGACAACCAGUUCAAGUGAAGACUGUGUGUGAAUGAGACUGAGCAAAUGGAAAGAGAUGCUGCAAAGAGGAGGGAUAUUGUUUUUUACUUUAUUAUUUUUUUAAUUACACAUUUGUUAAAUGUUUGAAUGGUAAAAAUCUUUUUCACGCUAAUGUUUAUUAAAUUAAAAACAACUGAAUGUCACUGUA
Molecule: messenger RNA, 924 nt
Organism: Danio aesculapii
Lineage: Eukaryota; Metazoa; Chordata; Actinopteri; Cypriniformes; Danionidae
Gene: steep1
Product: STING1 ER exit protein 1
Exons: 7
Coding region: 81-755 (224 amino acids)
Source: RefSeq, a predicted model, not a curated record